AUGGAGGUUCAGGAAACUAAAACGUUAAAACAAUAUAGCAACAAGCAGAAAAUACUUCUGGUUGGAGAAGGAGACUUUUCAUUUUCUUUGUCUCUAGGCAGAGCCUUUGGUUCCGCCUCCAACAUCACUGCGUCUUCCCUUGAUAAUGGAGUUGAUGUUAAUCGCAAGUACAGAUAUGGAAAGCAGAACGUGGAAGAGUUGGAGCGACUUGGAUGCACUGUUAUCCACAGUGUUAAUGUCCACUCCAUGAGCUCAGAUAAUCGCUUAGCUCGAUACAACCGAAUUGUCUUUAAUUUUCCUCAUUCAGGUCUUGUAAGAGGAUUUUUCGAGAGUGCGAGAAAGAUGUUGAAAGAUGAGGAUGGAGAAAUUCAUCUGACUCAUAAGACAACAAACCCAUUUAGUGAGUGGAAAAUAGAGUCUCUUGCUCAAGAAAAAGGUUUGCGUCUAAUCAGGUUGAUGGUAUUCGACCAAAUGGCGUUUCCUGGUUACUCUAACAAGAAAGGAAGUGGAAGUAACUGUGACUCUAACUUUCCGAUCCGGAGUGCAGUUACUUUCAUGUUCAAGAAAUAG
This is a messenger RNA of Raphanus sativus (radish), 570 nucleotides long. RefSeq lists its product as uncharacterized. Gene Ontology annotation, biological process: rRNA base methylation. Lineage: Eukaryota; Viridiplantae; Streptophyta; Magnoliopsida; Brassicales; Brassicaceae. The record is from RefSeq and is a predicted model, not a curated record. The transcript has 3 exons. Gene Ontology annotation, cellular component: cytoplasm. Gene Ontology annotation, molecular function: rRNA (uridine-N3-)-methyltransferase activity. Bases 1 to 570 code for a protein of 189 amino acids.